AUGGGCUACUUUCUGCCAUCGUUCUUUCAGAAGCGGUUGCUCAAGUACGCUCUCUCCCGCGUCGGCCUAGUGGACACCGAGGCGCUGGACCUGGACAACUUGGGCAUCCGCUGGGGCCAAAGAAGCACAGUCGAAUUACGAGACGUCGGGUUAAAAACAGAGAAACUAGCGACGCUUUUGAACCUUCCUUCGUCGUGUGAACUGCUCGGUGCGAGAAUCCAGCUCCUACGAAUAACCAUCCCGGCCGAUAUCUACAGCAGCGGGGUCAUUUGUGAGGCCAGUGGUAUCGAUGUGCAUAUUCGGUUUUCGUCGGACGAGUCGAGUUUAGGGAAACAUGGGAAGGAGAGAGGAACUAAGUCUGCUUCGGCCGCGGUGCCUACAGCAACUGAUCUGGCGCAGUCGUUCCUCGAGUCUGAGCCGAAGGAGGAGCGGGAUGAGUUGAGGGCUGCUAUUUCGUCACAGUCUCAGGUCUUACAGCAUGACCCGUUGGCUUAUGGUGAUGAGGAGGAAGAUGAGCUUGGUCUUGGAAGCGAGACGACGUCGUUGCCGAGCUUCGUUGCUGGCUUCGUUAGGGGUGUGGUGGAUCGGUUACAACUCUCAAUCAAGAAUGUUUCUGUUCGAGUGGAUAUGGAGUUGAAACAGGAUGGGAUGUCUAAAAGGCAGCCAGAGGACAAACCGGACCUCGUUGCGGGCCUGUUAACCGUCAGGGAGAUCGAUGUCUACGGGAUAUCUGAGAACACAGCCAAGCCAGAGGAGGGAAUUCCUUCCCGUAAUGGGAAGCGACUCAUUUCAAUCGUGGACAUAAAUGUUGGGUUGAUUUCGGACCCAAUGGUAUUUUCGAAUUACUCCCGAGCGCCAUCACCAUCACAUCCUUUACUGGAUCAUUCGGACCCAGAACCCCUCUCCAUGACACAAUCAACUAUCUUUGAACCACCGCAAGACCUUUACCGUUCAAAUGUUACUGGACAUGAUUUAGAAGCGUCAACCUUCUCCCACGGCCGUUUUUCAGAUGCGGAUUCCGAGGGAAGUCAUCAUGGCGGAUAUAUCGAAGACUCUCAGGUCUUUGGAGACGACCCAUUCCAAGACAACCCAGGGUAUCUCGAUUCGGUUAUUGACAAUCAAUUCGAUGACUUUGAUGACGGGCAGCCACCAUUUAUACAACAAAGCGAGAAUGAACUAGCACAAAGUGGAAGAAGCGACUCGUCUCCCAACCCAGAACGCAUGAGCCUGAGCUACGAUGCUGAACACUAUUCACAAGCUUCACUUCGACCAGAGAGUCUUCACGUGCGCCAUCUUUACGACUCACAUCAGAGCCAGACUGGCUCCGAGCCUCACGAGGCAGUACAGCCCGUGCACAAUGUAAAUGUUUACGACGACAACGAAUAUAAUGAAAGAUCUCAUAUAAGCGCAGCGCCACAACCUUCUUAUACACCUUCUCCAACCUCAGAGCGUGGCAGUACAGGCUUACAAGACGCUGUUCCCAAUGCUGACCUCAUGGAAUCUAAGUAUUUCUCUCACGAUGAGGCACAAAGCCUCUAUAUGAGUGCAAUCAGCCAAGAACCCAACAGACAAGAGCCAAGUGAGAGUUUCAUGCCAAACAUGCCUGGAGCAUGGGAAUCAUACAACUCUGCAGGAGACCAGAAUAGCGUAUCUGAUUAUCACUCUGUGAAUAUCGAAUCGGAUGAUACGCCGAAAAUCACAGCUCCGUCACAGGAAUACUUUGUCGAUCAGACUCUGGAUCAUCAAGAGCAGACUUUUGUGCACAGAGAUAGGGCAUCGACUCCAUCAUCGCCUGACAUUUACAGAAUCAAUGAAACGAACAAGCCAAUAUUCAGUCUUGACAGAAUCCUAGUCUGGGUACCGUCUACUUUCUCUCCACUCGAGGAAGAAGUUCCCAGCUAUCCUUCACCUACUCCACCAAGACAGAGAGCGGACAGUGACCUGAUAGAUUCUACUGUCAGCUUCCGGGAUUCUGCGGUUGAAGAUAGCCUGGUCGCUUCCAAGACUUAUGCCUCCACCAGGUUUGAGAGACGUUCAAGCGAGUCGCCGGGGUUCGGAAGAGAUGCCCAGACCCCAGAGCCUUACCAGACGAGCUUUAGCAUUAGUCCACAUGAAAUUGCCGUUGAAAUGUUCUCGGUCUCCGUGCACUUUGAUAUCGCAACCGGUUGGCUUUUGACAAAAAUAGGGCAAAAGGUUUUGCAUGCUCUAAGCUUGGCUGGAAAAGCUCCCUCUGAAAAGCAACUGCCCAACGAUCGACCGCCACCCACGCCGCCUUUACAUUUGGUCAUCCAUGAUAUCUCAGUCAAGUUUCUUGAACAUGUCACGGGCUAUGCCCAUUCUUCUGGGGACUCCGGCUCACCUCUACCGCCCUCGUAUAGUAUGGAAGAUGUCAUCCUUCGUGUCACGGCAUCCGAUCUGAAUGGCCGAAUCUCGUCCCAAAACACUACUAUGAAGUUGAAACUUGGUGUUUGGAGAUUUGCGUUCGGAUUUGCUUCUGAAGAUCUCAUCUCUUUCAACGAAACCUUAAAGAUGCGCGAAUCUACUCGUGAUACCGCGGCAUCUUCGGGCGACAUCUCGAUCGCUUUGAUCAAGUCACCAAACUUGGCCAAGGUCGAUAUCUCUACGCUGCCGCUCCAUGUAAAUCUCAAUGUGCAGCGCCUCGAAGAAGUCCUGGGGUGGAUGGGUGGGUUGAGCACCAUUCUUGAGCUCGGAAGCUCUAUCUCAUCGGUGUCCACGGUAAAAGGCGGGCAACCACCUCCGAAGAAGCGUGGUGUACAUUUCGAAACCCCUGCUCUUGCUCCCGAAAAAGUGAAUAGUGAUUCGCCGCUGUGGAAGGUCAACGCUAGAAUUGGUGGGAUUUCACUGGACGUCAUCGGAGAAACGCAUUGUCUCCAACUCACCACCACUGCUGUCAAAAUCGUUAGCAGGUUUGAAGGUAUUGGCAUCCAAAUAGACAAGGCGAAACUGCUCGGACCCCUUCUUCUUGACGACUCAGCGGAUUCCCCGGCCAAGAUCACUUUGAACAACAUUCGCGUUGAAUUCCUCUUUGCACCUAAGGAACCUGAUCUCGAUCGUCUUUUGAAGUUGAUCACCCCGUCAAAGGAUAAAUACGAGGAGGAAGACGAUAUCAUGUUGGAAACUCUGUUGCGACAGCGACGACAAGGCUCUGUUCUUCGUGUCACCGUGGCAGGCGUUAAGGCAGUGAUUUCUGACAUCAGCGGGUUAGAGCCUCUCUCAUCCCUGGGUGUUGAGCUGAGCCGUCUUUCAAAUGUCACCAAGUAUCUACCGGAAGACGACCGUCCUGGGAUUCUUACCCUGGUGUUGCUUCGCGAGUUAGACGGACAUGUACACAUUGGCGGCGACGUUGGGGACAUCAACAUUAAUCUCACCGACGCUGAGGUGGCAAUCAUUACCAUGCCCUCACUUACUGCGGCCCAAGUCGGAACAAUCACAGUGAAGCGGAAUGACGACGAAGUAUUGGUGGGAGAGGCACUGUGGCCACCAAGCAAAUUUGAAGCGGCACUUAAUUCACGACCGCCGGUCCUUAUGGCUCGAUUCAUACCCGAUGAGAUGGACCCCACCUACCGGAUCAAGCUGCACAACCUGCUCGUCGAGUACACAAUACCAUCUGUUACGGCCUUCCUUGGACUUGGCAAUGACAAGACAAGUGGAGACUUGGCCAGUGACAUGGCUAACUCUAUUGCUAAUCUUGCGGAACAUUCUAUGCCAUCGCCAAUGUCGGGGUCACCAAGGAGUGACAAAUCCAAGUCACCUGCAAAGCCACUCAAACUCUCAGUAGUCUUUAGAGAUUGCGUUGUUGGAUUGAACCCUCGCAAUUCUCCUGCCAAGGGUCUUGCUGUUCUCACCAACGCCAAAUUUGUCGGUAGCAUGGAUGGAGAGGAAUCUGCCGAAGCCUCGUUGGAUAUCAGAAAGGCAUCAUUGAUGAUCAUUGAUGAUGUAUCUAACAAUGGAAACGCUGGUAACCUGCAUCAACGUGACUCUGCCGUCUCCCAAAGCAGUCAAUCCCAGGCAUACAUAGACAAUGGCUACGUGCCUGUUUCGUCCAUUUCAUCAGCAACAGCUGGUGUGAAGCUGGCUCGCCUUGGAGAAGGUGGCACCAAGUCUCUGGAUGUUGAGUUGAGAGACGAUCUCUUGAUUCUGGAGACGUGUGCCGAUUCGACUCAGACGCUUAUCAGCAUCAUCAAUGGACUUCAGCCUCCGGCACCACCAAAUAUCAAUGUCAAGUAUCGAACAGAAGUCAUGCCUAUCCAAGACAUGUUUGCUUCGUUUACUGGAGAUGCUUUCGCAGCUGAUUCUCUUCCCGAUAGCGACCAUGAUGACUUGACAACCAUCUCUGAAGAGCCAUACAAGGAAAAUGAGCUGAAUGAUGAGAUUGAAUACGUUAGCGAUUUCUACCCAGUCAAGCGGGACUUUGCUGUUGCAGGUGAAAGUAUGGAGGCGAGUUCACAUGAGCUUCUGGAUAGCUUCCAUUCCCAGUAUUCAGUCUCUUCAAGCAUCGGGGAAUUGGACUUCCAGGAUGAUCAUUUUGCGAAGCAAUCCGCCGUCGGUGGAACUGCGCAUCGAUGGGAUUCUACCCAAAACACAUACGGUCUUUCCAAUGACACCAAGCUCCAACGGAGUCCAUUGCGAGUGAGAGUGCGGGAUGUGCAUGUCAUCUGGAAUCUCUUUGAUGGGUACGACUGGCAACGAACCCGAGAUACAAUCUCCAAGGCUGUCAAAGAUGUGGAGACCAAGGCUACAGAGCGGCGUGCCAGGGGAUCUCGAGUAUCACCUUCGGCAGAAGACGAAGAGGAAUCCGUGAUCGGAGACUUCCUCUUCAACUCGAUUUAUAUUGGCAUUCCUGCGAACAAGGACCCACGGGAACUCCACCGCGAGAUCAAUAACGACAUUGAUGAUUUGACAAGCGAGACUGGCAGUUAUGCGACCUCCACUACCAUCACUGGAGCUUCUAGCCGCCAGGGCCGAGCAACCUCCAAGAGGGAGAAGAAGCUUCGUCUGCACCGGAGCAAGCACCAUAAGAUGACCUUCGAGCUCAAGGGUGUCUGUGCUGAUUUAGUCCUCUUCCCGCCAGACUCAGAGGAAACGCAGAGUUCGCUGGAUGUCCGGAUCAAGGACCUAGAGAUCUACGACCAUGUUCCUACUUCGACGUGGAAGAAGUUCGCCACCUACAUGCACGAGGCCGGAGAGAAAGAGAGUGGUACGAGCAUGGUUCACCUUGAAAUUCUGACUGUGAAGCCAAUUCCAGAGCUAGCUGCGUCUGAAAUCGUCCUAAAAGCCACCGUUCUUCCACUCCGAUUGCAUGUCGACCAAGACGCCCUCGACUUCAUGAGUCGAUUCUUUGAGUUCAGAGAUGAAAGCGCCGAGGAGAACAGCAAACCCGGUGACGUCCCAUUCCUCCAACGAGUCGAAAUCAACGCCGUACAAGUCAAACUAGACUUCAAGCCCAAGCGGGUUGACUACGCCGGCCUCCGAUCCGGCCGUACAACCGAAUUCAUGAACUUCUUCGUGUUAGACGGCGCGGACAUGGUUCUACGACAUGUAAUCAUCUACGGAAUCUCCGGUUUCGACCGAAUGGGCCAAACCCUAAACGACAUCUGGAUGCCAGACGUGAAGCAAAACCAACUCCCCGGCGUUCUAGCCGGCCUCGCCCCAAUCCGGUCCCUGGUUAACGUCGGCAGCGGCGUCCGCGACCUAGUCGUGGUCCCUAUGCGCGAAUAUAAAAAAGAUGGCCGGAUAGUCCGCAGUUUCCAGAAGGGCGCACUAGCCUUCGCCAAGACAACCUCCAACGAGCUAGUCAAGCUCGGCGCCAAACUAGCCAUCGGCACCCAGACCGUCCUCCAAGGCGCUGAAGACCUCCUCACGACCCCAUCCGCCCUACCCGAAGACGACAACGCAGACGAAGACGAAGCCAAGAAGAUCUCUCUGUACGCGGAUCAACCGGUCGGAGUGGUCCAAGGUCUACGCGGAGCAUUCAGCGGACUAGAGCGCGAUCUCCUUUUAGCACGCGACGCCAUCGUCGCCGUACCAGGCGAAGUAGUCGAAAGCGGCAGUGCAAAGGCAGCAGCAAAGGCUGUGUGGAAACGGGCGCCGACUGUCAUCCUCAGACCGGCAAUUGGCGUUUCGAAGGCUGUGGGACAGACUCUGCUUGGUGCGGGCAAUACUUUGGAUCCGAGUAAUCGGCGCAAAAUGGAAGAUGUGAGUGGUUUCACGAACACCCGACUGUCCCGACUGGUCCCGACUCCGGGGCUGCAAGUCGUGGAAGUAUAA
This is a messenger RNA of Penicillium antarcticum, 6288 nucleotides long. RefSeq lists its product as uncharacterized. Gene Ontology annotation, cellular component: extrinsic component of membrane; phagophore assembly site. Gene Ontology annotation, biological process: reticulophagy; piecemeal microautophagy of the nucleus; autophagosome assembly. The record is from RefSeq and is a predicted model, not a curated record. NCBI's taxonomy places the organism in Eukaryota, Fungi, Ascomycota, Eurotiomycetes, Eurotiales, Aspergillaceae. Gene Ontology annotation, molecular function: phosphatidylinositol-3-phosphate binding. The transcript has 5 exons. The coding region runs from base 1 to 6288 and encodes 2095 amino acids.